ACAGAACGACGUCGAUUUGGUGUAAACAAAUGAGCUAUGUCUAAACCUCGGCUAUAAAAAGUAAAAACAAAGGGGAAGGGUUUUUGCUGUUAUUUCAAUAUCAACAUCUGUAGAGGCUAGAGAGAGUGUUCUGAACUAGGGAAUUAGGGUUUCUCUCUCUCUCAAAUGGAGGUAAUUACAGAGCAAGUUAACAACUUGAACAUCACUGACUCAUCUGCAGCAAACAAGAAGAACCGAAUCCAAGUCUCUAAUACCAAGAAACCUCUCUUCUUUUAUGUUAAUCUCGCUAAGAGGUACAUGCAGCAGCAUUCUGAGGUGGAACUCUCUGCUCUUGGAAUGGCUAUUGCCACAGUUGUUACAAUUGCUGAGAUCUUGAAGAAUAAUGGACUGGCUGUUGAGAAGAAGAUCAUGACUUCUACUGUUGACAUGAGGGAGGAAACUGGAGGACGACCUGUCCAAAAAGCUAAGAUUGAAAUACUGUUGGGGAAAUCAGAGAAGUUUGAUGAGUUGAUGGCUGCUGCUGCAGAGGAGGCCCUGGAAAAUGAGGAGCAGAGCUGAGCUUUUUAGAUUUUACCUGGAAUGUAACUUGUUCUCAAGUUCGUUAAUUAUGGAUUUCUGUAACGGUUUUUCCUAGAUGAACUUUUAUCAAGUGAAGUUUUACUAGUAGUAACAUAAUUCUUGUAGGAAUUUUUGUAAAAUUCAAUGCCCUCGGUUGCUUAAUUCAAAUGUGUUCUGAAGUUUAUGUAA
This is a messenger RNA of Pistacia vera, 747 nucleotides long. RefSeq lists its product as uncharacterized. The record is from RefSeq and is a predicted model, not a curated record. Bases 166 to 558 code for a protein of 130 amino acids. NCBI's taxonomy places the organism in Eukaryota, Viridiplantae, Streptophyta, Magnoliopsida, Sapindales, Anacardiaceae. The transcript has 5 exons. Gene Ontology annotation, molecular function: RNA binding. Gene Ontology annotation, cellular component: nucleus.